UAAAAAAAAGGAUGAAUGAAAACUCUAUUAAAAGACUAAGCAACGCGAUGUGCGCCUUUUUCACUCAUUACCUCGCGUGACGUACUGCAGGUGCGAGUAAAAAAAAAGGAAACGCUGCUGGAAGUCCAAGGCAGUGGACGCAGGUUCUCUUUUUCACAAGUGAAAAAACGGCACUGAAUGCAAUAAAGCAAGAUGAACUCUCUGUUGCUUCUCACCUUCCUUUCCCUGUGCUAUGCAGAGAACUUUGAUCACACUUACAAUUUGGCACCAUACAGGACCAUUUACAUCUCAGAAAAUGGGCCUGGACUAUUAGUUAUGACAGAAGAAGAAAAAGUGGUGUCUCAACGAGGGGGCAAUGUAACACUGCCAUGCACAUUUCGAAGAAACCCGACACUUGUCCCCAAUCCCAAAAUUAGGAUAAAGUGGAGUAAGCUAACAUCAGACUAUUUAAAAGAGAUUGAUGUUUUUGUAGCUAUGGGCUUCCAUAAGAAGAGCUAUGGUAGUUUUCAUGGGCGUGUACAUUUACGAGGUGCCGGUGAGAAUGAUGCAUCACUGGUCAUUAGUGAGCUAACACUGGAGGACUAUGGGAGAUACAAAUGUGAGGUGAUUGAUGGUCUAGAGGAUGGCACAGCAGUGGUGUCCCUCAAUCUGCAAGGUGUAGUUUUCCCAUAUUUCCCAUCUCAUGGUCGUUAUAACCUGAAUUUCCAAGAUGCCCAGAAAGCCUGUAAAAACCAGGAUGCCAUUGUGGCCUCUUUUGACCAGCUAUAUGAUGCUUGGAGGGAAGGGCUAGACUGGUGCAAUGCCGGUUGGCUUAGUGAUGGAUCAGUGCAGUACCCAAUUACCAAACCUCGAGAACCAUGUGGAGGAAAGAACACUGUCCCUGGCAUAAGAAAUUAUGGAAUGCAAGACAAGGAAAAGAACAGAUAUGAUGUCUUUUGUUUCACAGCAAACUACAAAGGGCGUUUCUACUACCUUACACCUUCUUCGAGGAUGACAUAUGAUGAAGCAGUGCUGGCAUGCCAAAAGGAUGGCGCUCAGAUUGCUAAGGUGGGCCAAAUGUAUGCAGCAUGGAAGUUGUUGGGCUAUGAUCGCUGUGAUGCUGGCUGGCUGGCUGAUGGAAGUGUGCGCUACCCCAUUUCACGUCCCCGCCGCCGCUGUAGCCCCACAGAGGCUGCCGUGCGCUUCUCCGGUUUUCCUGACAAGAAGCACAAACUCUAUGGGGUCUAUUGCUUUAAAGCUUAGAAUUAAGACAUGGUUGAAUAAAAUUUAAUACAAAACAGAAGUGUAGAGGAGGAAGUCAGCAUGAGUAAAACUGUGGCAUUUUCCAAAUAUUGUUUCAAAAAGGUAAAUAAGAACACAUCGUGUAUUUGGAGAUUUGAAAGGUUUGAAUACAUAAUAGUAAAAAAACUCUCCUCUCAGAAACAUGUUUGUUCCAUAAGACACCAACCAGUGCCAUAACAUUGUUCUCUAAAAUAAUGAAAAAUAUUUUUGGGGGUCUAAAUGGUUAUUGACUCAUACAUUAUGUAGCUACUUACAUUUAGUGAAGACAAGGCUUCUGUAGGCUGUAUUAUAUGAUAUGAGAAGGAAAGCGUGGAUAACUGAAUAUAGAAACACAAAAUACUAAACAUCGAUAUUUGAGUAGUAAUAUGCAGUAAAGUUUUUUAAAUAUCUGACAUACAUUUGAGCACAUUGUGAUUCAGUAGUAUAGUAUAUAGGUAAUUUAAAUAGUGGAUAAAAUAAACUUUUUUUUCUAUAAAGAGAAAAAUCAAACAAGUUAUGUUUUUAGACAUUAUUUAACCUGAUCUUCUCUCUCAAAUGCAGUUAUCUCAUCGUCAUAGGGUGCUAAAAGAUAUUAAGGUAUUAUGUUCUUAGAAAAUAGUUUUAAAAAGUAAUUUAAUCUAUGGACCAAACUUUAAGUCUUCAUACUGUCAUACAGAAGACCCUCAGUGUUCUUAAACUGUUUUUACAAAAUUAUGGUAAUCUAUAUUAUCCCUGUUGAGUUUUUUUUUUUUUAAUAGACCUCUAUAUCUGUUUCUGUACUGUUAUCAUCAAACAUUUUUGGACAGUGGUGCAUCUGUAUAGAGAGCAGGAUAUAAAAACUACACUGAUCUUAUCAUUAA
Messenger RNA from Clarias gariepinus (North African catfish), 2120 nucleotides. RefSeq names its product hyaluronan and proteoglycan link protein 1b (gene hapln1b). Gene Ontology annotation, biological process: cell adhesion. Lineage: Eukaryota; Metazoa; Chordata; Actinopteri; Siluriformes; Clariidae. The record is from RefSeq and is a predicted model, not a curated record. The transcript is spliced from 5 exons. The coding region runs from base 193 to 1242 and encodes 349 amino acids. Gene Ontology annotation, molecular function: hyaluronic acid binding.